UUCAUAAAGAAGUCGAGAGAGAAGCAGAUACUGCUAUGGCGCUUGUAAGGUCACUCUUACUCGGCUUCUUUUUUCUCAUCGCUUCCUUCUCACAUGCCGGAGGGGUUCCGUCACGUGACAACCCGGCUCGGCUGAAGAGGAGCAGCUUUCCUCCUGGUUUCAUUUUCGGUACUGCCUCUUCCUCUUAUCAGUAUGAAGGGGCAGUUAAGGAAGAUGGUAGAGGCCCAAGCAUUUGGGAUACUUACACUAACGAGCACCCAGAAAAGAUAAAGGACCACAGCAAUGGAGAUGUAGCUGUAGAUUCCUAUCACCGCUAUAAGGAAGAUGUGAAGAUUAUGAAGGACAUGGGAGUGGACGCUUACAGAUUCUCCAUCUCUUGGACGCGGAUAUUGCCACGUGGGAGUCUAAGUGGGGGAGUAAACGAAGAAGGCAUCAGAUACUACAACAACCUCAUCAACGAGAUCCUAUCCAACGGUUUGAAGCCGUUUGUAACUAUCUUUCAUUGGGAUUCUCCCCAAACCCUCCAAGACGAGUAUGGCGGUUUUUUGAGCUCCAAAAUCGUGGCUGAUUUCCACGACUACGCUAAUAUAUGUUUUAAAGAAUUCGGAGAUCGGGUGAAGCAUUGGAUCACCAUAAAUGAGCCAUUAACUUUCAGCACCCAGUAUGGGGUCGGCGUUUUCCCACCCCAUAAUCCAGGGACUGAUCCUUACACCGUCGCCCAUAACCUGUUGUUGUCACAUGCGACAACCGUGAAACUAUACAAGGACACGUAUCAGGUAUCUCAAAAGGGCAAGAUAGGAAUAACACUAAAUUCCAACUGGAUGAUCCCCUACUCUAAAUCUAAGGCCGACCAUUUUGCAGCUCAAAGACUUCUUGAUUUCAAUUUCGGAUGGUUUUUGCAUCCUGUAACAUACGGUAACUAUCCACGUAACAUGAGAUCCAACGCCGGAAAUCGGCUCCCAAAAUUCACUAAAGAGCAAUCUAAGAUGUUGAAAGGAGCGUACGAUUUCAUUGGAAUCAAUUACUAUACAUCGAAUUACGUAAUUGAUCUUCCUCGAUCAAAUAACUCAACCAGCUAUCUUACCGACCAACAUGUUAACACCACAGUGGUGCGUAAUGGAAUUCCGAUCGGCCCUAAGACUGGUGCAUCAUGGUUGUAUGUAUACCCACAAGGCAUACGAGAUCUGUUGGUCUACGUAAAGGAAAAAUACAAACACCCGGUUAUUUACAUUACUGAGAAUGGGGUGGGCGAGCUCAACAACAACACGUUACCGCUCAAGGAAGCAUUACAAGACAAUAUGAGAGUCGACUACCACAAUAAACAUCUCUUUUUCCUUGCAAAAGCCAUCAAGAUGGACGGUGUGGAUGUGAGAGGCUACUUUGCAUGGUCGUUGUUGGAUAACUUUGAAUGGGCAGAUGGCUACACCGUUCGAUUCGGCCUUAAUUACGUGGACUUCAAAGAUGGGUUGAAGAGAUACCCGAAGAAGUCUGCAAUUUGGUUUCGAAACUUCCUCAAAGGGUAGACAUAUUUCUAUCUUCCACAUUGUACUAAGACUAUGUGUGCAACUACUAUAUUGGAAGUUGCCAAACUGUAGUACUUAACGGAUCCGGGUCCAGAUCCGGAUCCGAAUUUCCUAGUAAAAUAAAUUGGCAUUAUAAUGGGCCACAUCAGCAUCCUAUGAUCAA
Molecule: messenger RNA, 1686 nt
Organism: Magnolia sinica
Lineage: Eukaryota; Viridiplantae; Streptophyta; Magnoliopsida; Magnoliales; Magnoliaceae
Product: beta-glucosidase 12-like
Exons: 13
Coding region: 36-1523 (495 amino acids)
Biological process (GO): carbohydrate metabolic process
Molecular function (GO): beta-glucosidase activity
Source: RefSeq, a predicted model, not a curated record